AUGAGUUCUUACGUCGCCAAUUCGUUUUAUAAGCAAAGUCCCCACGUUGCUGCCUAUGCCAUGCAAAGUUAUGGAAAUUAUGGAAGUGUGCCUGAGGUUCAGCCAUCCAGGUGCUGCUACAGCGGCGUGGAUCUGAGCAUCACCUUCCCCUCCUCCGGGGCUUCCAACCCCGAGGGCGGCUUGGAUAUGUCUGCAAACCCCCGCGCUCACCCCGAUCGACCUUCCUGCACGGUCAUGGGUUCGUCGGGCCAUCUUUUAAACGAACCCCCACCUUUAAACACGGGAAUUUACAGUCAGAAGACGGCGAACGCGGCGACGUUGGAAGAGAGAUCGAAAGGCUCGGCAGAAAUCAAAGCCGAGCCCGUGCAAACAGCACAACAAGGAGGAGCGCAAGUGCAGCAGCAACGGCCACCUCCACAAAUAUACCCGUGGAUGACCAAACUACACAUGAGCCAUGAAACGGAUGGCAAACGCUCCCGGACCAGCUACACCCGCUACCAAACUCUGGAACUGGAGAAAGAAUUCCAUUUUAACAGAUACCUCACCCGGCGGAGGCGCAUUGAGAUCGCCAACAACCUGUGCUUGAACGAGAGACAGAUCAAAAUCUGGUUUCAGAACCGGAGGAUGAAGUGGAAGAAAGAUUCCAAGUUGAAAAGCAAAGAGGCUCUUUAGGGCUUUGGCUGGAGGUGGGGGUCCCGCUCUGUA
This is a messenger RNA of Lagopus leucura (white-tailed ptarmigan), 705 nucleotides long. RefSeq names its product homeobox C5 (gene HOXC5). Gene Ontology annotation, molecular function: RNA polymerase II cis-regulatory region sequence-specific DNA binding; DNA-binding transcription factor activity, RNA polymerase II-specific. The coding region runs from base 1 to 672 and encodes 223 amino acids. Lineage: Eukaryota; Metazoa; Chordata; Aves; Galliformes; Phasianidae. Gene Ontology annotation, biological process: anterior/posterior pattern specification; regulation of transcription by RNA polymerase II; embryonic skeletal system morphogenesis. The transcript has 2 exons. Gene Ontology annotation, cellular component: nucleus. The record is from RefSeq and is a predicted model, not a curated record.